This is a messenger RNA of Linum trigynum, 3050 nucleotides long. NCBI's taxonomy places the organism in Eukaryota, Viridiplantae, Streptophyta, Magnoliopsida, Malpighiales, Linaceae. The record is from the annotation of a GenBank genome assembly.
GAGUCGCAUGAUACCGGGUGAACCCGAACCGAGUUGAACCAGAAGUGGACCAAACCGGUCCGAGCCCUGGCUAGUUAGAUCGGCCAGUGUGGAUCCGAACAUGUGGCAAGGGUCAUACGGAGCAGGGUACGUGACGGGUCCGACUGGGCGAGGUGUCGCGGGUAGCUUCGGGCGGGGAAGAGUAUCACCAUUCUACCCGAGCCAGCCAGGGGGUGACUUGAGUUAUGACAGGUAUGGUUCAUAUCACCCUGCCUAUGAUGGAACUGAUGGGAUGGUCUUUAGAGCCAAGCCCCCGACCAUUGAGUUCCCAAAAUUCAACGGUCAGGAGGAUACAUGGCUGUGGUUGUAUGCAGCAGAGAGGUGGUUCAGGAAUCACCCCAUCCCAGAGGAGAGGAAGGUGCAUCUGACAUCUUUCUACUUGGAGGGUGAAGCCCUACAGUGGUGGGAGUGGAUGGAGAGAACCUACGGGGCGGCCAGAACCUUGAUUACAAUGUUUCAGGAGGAGCUCCGUUACCAGUUUGGUAAAUCGGAGGAGUGGGCUCCGGAGCAGUUGGCUAAGCUGAAGCAGACCGGCUCAGUUGCGGAUUACCGUGCGAAGUUCUUUAAACUGGGCAAUCAAUGUCGUGGGGUCCUUGAGGAGACAUUGGUGGGGCUGUGUAUGGCAGGCCUAAAGCCAGAGAUUGCUGCUGCUGUCCGAGUCUUCGAGCCGGAUUCCUUGAAAUCUGCUUUUCGUCUUGCAGGGUACAAGGAAGAGGAGCUGGCGAGCUGGAGAAGCACCAUAGGCCGCUAUCUGCGGGCCAGUGGCGCCGAAAGCAGUAGCGGGGUUAGCGGUGGAGGAGGAGGAGUGGCUGGAGCCACUGCGGGAGCUGGGGGAGCAACGGUGGCGCAGGCGCCAAUGGCCGCGGUGAAAGGUGGGGCGUGGCCGCCACCCAAGGGGUUUGUGCGACUAUCCCCUGCAGAGAUCGAGCAGAAGAGGCGGGAAGGAAAGUGCUUUAAUUGUGAUGAGAGGUUCACAAUCGGUCACAAGUGUGCACGACCGGACUUGAUGAUGCUGGUCGGAAGGUGGGAGGACGAGGCCGAGGACGAUGCGAGGGAAGGAGAAGAAGCAGUGGACGACUACCAACCUUGAGGACAAGGUUGUUUUGAAGAGAGCGGGAAUGAUAGACGUUUUAAUUAUUUGGGUUUAUGUUCGGUUUGAAUUAUUAUGUUCGGGUUUAUUUUGGUUAUUGGGAAAUAAUUGGGGGAUCAAUAAGUUGGGGUAGUUAGUAGGUAAUUUUGUUUUGGGUAUUUAAACUAUUGUUUUACGUAGGUAAAGGCAAGCAGAGAUUAAACCUAAAUCCUAAUUGUUCUCUCCCUCUCUCUUUCCUCUCUUAGCCGCCGAGCCUUUCCCUCUCUUCCUCCAAGCUGUCGAUCGGCAGCACCCCUCCUCCCUCCUCUCUUCUAAUCCCAAUCCCCCAAAUUCGCCCUUCCUCAAUUCCCGAAUUCCUGGAUCAAUCCCUAGUUGAUCCCUAAUCCCCAGUCUCCCGAUAGAGCUUAAUCCGAAGCUCUAUCAGCAGGCCACCCUAAAGGAGGCUACCAAAGAGUAUUAUAGAACCAUAUGAUUGGAUGUAAACAGUAGUGGUCAAAGAAUGAAUUAUUGAUAAAGUUAUGAGUUAGAUGUGUCAAUCGCUAAUAAUGGCUUUGGUAACCAGCCUAAAGGAGGCCACCAGAGAGCAUUAAAGAACCAUAUGAUUGGAUGCAAACAGUAGUUGUAAAAGAACGAAUGAUUUAUAGAGUUACGAGCCAGAUCUGCCUAUCGCUAUUAACGGCUUGGUAACCACCCUUGUUUAACAUGACCUAACUUGCCAUUAAGAAGCCACAAGUAUGAUAUUUCACUAUUUACAUGUUUUCUUAUGGAUUUAGGUGUUUUAGAUUACCGACCAUCCCUGUGAUUAGUUGGUUAUGUGCAAUAUGAAUAACUUUCAGGUAUCAGGUACUAUUGUAGAUAGAGACAGAAGAAUAAGUGUUUUAGAUUGAGCAUUCCAUUAUAACCAAUCAAUCUGCCAUAUGUUAUUCUCGGUUUUGAGUAUGUUUUAGGGCUAGCGUUCAUUGAGGAUUGAUCGAAGACUAGAUAGGGGCUCAAAGGGUCUAUUUGGAGCAUCAAUGAAGAUAGAGACAAAAGAGGUUGUGUGUAAUAUGCAUAACUUUAAGAUAUCUGGUAUGAUCGUAGAUAGAGACAGAAGAACAAGGGUUUUAGCUUGAGCAUUCCAUUAUAACCAAUCAAUUUGCGAUAUGUUCUUCUUGGUUCUGAGUUUUGAGUAUGUUUUAAUGCUACCGUUUAUUGAGGAUUGAUCGAAGACUGGAUAGGGGCUCAAAGGGUCUAUUUGGAGCAUCAAUGAAGACAGAGACAAAAGAGGUUCUCAUAAACUAUUCAAGACUGGUUUACAAUUGAGAAUUUAGGUUGUGAAUCCACUUCAUCUGCCAUGGCCACAAACAACUUUGAAUAUGAGAAAAAUUUCGAACAUAUCAAGAUUCACGACCACUAAUUAAUCAUGAAUUUGCACCUAUUCAGCCAUUUAAAAGCAGAAACACCUCAUUUGGAAAAGGAAUCGACUUUGGAUAAACAAACUAAUUGUGAGUUAUAUGUGGAAGGAGAAAGGAAUCUUAGAUUGCCUUAAGAAAGAAACUCCAUCACUUGGAGCUUGGAGAAAUUGAAGAUGAUGGAUCACAUUAGUUUGAAGACCUCUCUAAUCUCCCUUUGGUGUCUUUAAGCUUUAGGUGUAGUAAUGGUCUACAGUAGGGAUGGCAAAUAGGUGAGUUUGGGGCGAAUUUUUUUAAAUCAUCACCAUUUUCAAAUAUCAAAACUCAUACCCACCCCAUUAUCAUGUGUAGAAGGUUUUGCAAUCUCAUUCAUAUACCAGCGCGGACCACGGAUUUUGGGUACUCGUGAGUAAUACCUAUCCCGUACAUCCAACAUUACUAUACUUAAAAUUCUGCAUGGAAAUCUUCAAUUAUAACAAACACUAAACGGACUUGAUAAAUCAUAAAAUCAAUAAAUACACAAUCAUUCU